Messenger RNA from Mercenaria mercenaria, 5019 nucleotides. RefSeq names its product transmembrane protein 132B-like. NCBI's taxonomy places the organism in Eukaryota, Metazoa, Mollusca, Bivalvia, Venerida, Veneridae. The transcript is spliced from 10 exons. Bases 1 to 2997 code for a protein of 998 amino acids. The record is from RefSeq and is a predicted model, not a curated record.
AUGCCAAAGAAACGAAGAUUAGACCCGUUUCUCCUUUGGAUCAUCAGAUUAUACAAAUUAAGCCCAGUGGCAAUACGAAUCAAUCAACCCCAUGGAGGACUUCUGAUGUGUGCAUAUUCUCGAGUAAAAAAACAAUCCUACUUCACAAGUGUGGCAUUUAACUUGGAUGUGAGUGCCCAUAUUGUGUCAAAAGAUAUUUCUCCAAAAAUUCCAAAAUUGCAAGUGUUGGUGCAUGCUAGCCCUUUCUUGAAGUCACCGGACACAGAAAGUCAACGAUGGUGUGCGCAGAUUUUUGCAGAUGCACUAGAUGUGGAAUUAUCUUCAGUUUGUAUAAUAAAUGAAAGAGAUCAUGUUUGUGUAGCAAGUUUGGAUUUACAUAAAGAAUGGUGGACUGAAAAUUCAACAAGUGUUAAAGUUAGUUAUUCUUUUAACAGAAUAGAUCAGAAUGAUCAGUGUGCAAGUGCGUCAAACGCUAUAAUUCCAGGGCGAUCUUUAUUGAAUCAUAGUGAGAGUGGAAUUUCUAAACAGGAGAUAACCACGUUACAUUUAACAAAAAAUAAAGAAUCUUUUGAUGAAUGGAAGGAUCAGGAUAUUCUGAUAGAUGUACCAAGAGAGAUGUUUCAUCAAUCAGACACUUUUGAAAUUCCGAUACGUCUUGAGAAAAACUCAGAUCUACAAAUUUUUGUCAUGAGGGCUCGUGUACGGCAAGGUUUACGUAUCACUGGUGCUCGCAUGACAGACCCCUCUAGUCAGUGGAGUAUACAUGUUGAUAUUAAAGAACACCAGAAAACAGGCACUGUGACAGCGUUUGUGAGAGAUGCUAAGAUAUACAAGAGAUCUAUGAAUGGGCAAGAACUGUUCCGGUGGCAAAUGGAAGUAGCGGAAGAUACGUAUGACUCAAGAGACCGUGGACGUGUUGUCUGGAGUAUAGAGUACCAACAAAACGGUAUGGCCAGUGAGCGGUAUUUAGCAGAAGAAUCAAAAAUUGUGUCCCAGAUCAACAUCAGAAGUAAAGAUCAUCAAAGACUCGUCCCUGUACUUAAGGUGACAGAGAUAGUGAAUGUUGCUAUACUGACAGGCUGGGAACAAGUGUAUCCGUUACAGAUCUAUGCUGUUGAUGACACAGACAAACUUACUGAUGUUACACAGCACACAAAGUGUCACUCUGUUGAAGUUGAUGUCCUUAAGGUUGCCAGUGAUUGUACAUCUGUGUUUGUGGAUGGUGCAGAGAGUCGGGGGUCACACAAUGUCACAAUUAUUGCCAAGAAUGGACAGACAACUGCAUUCAUUGAUGUCGCUGUCUGGGUACCUGAAGAACGUCUAGAUAUUCAGCUGUCAGACACAAAACUUAGCAGAGUGAAAAACUGGAGGGUUCCUGGACCUGAACUGAAAAGCAGGUCGAAAAGAGCAAGCGACCCAUAUGUUAAAUCAUACUAUGAUAAGAUGGACUCUUCUAAGGGAAGGAAAUGUGAGUUACUUCGACAACAGUCUCUUAUGGAGGUGUUUGCAAGAUUCUACAUUCAGACGCCAAAAUCCACCGACUUUUUCAUGGGUCCAGGAACAUACCUGAAGAUCACAGAUCUGGUGAAAGGCCGGCUACGCAUGUCAGAUACACGUAUAGCAAAGCUGUCAGAGAAUGUUAUCAAGGGUGUGGAGGAGGGAUGUACCGAAAUCCAGUUGCUAUCACCAAGGAAUGGUCACGUUCUUGCGAUGCGUGAGAUUUGUGUAUCACAUGACAAAGUGUCUGUCAAACAGCUGAAGCUGAAGCUUGUUACCGGCAUGACGAUGUUUGUGGAUCCAAGUCGGAACACAGAGGGCGCUUUAGUUGCCACAGCUGUCAUAGAUGGACAGUUCCUUGGUAAAAAUCAUGAAGGUAUUGUAGAUGUAGAAAUCGUGUUCUCCGAUAUGACAACAUUACCUCUACGCAACAUAGCGCCUGAGGACUACUUUCUGCAAGUGAUUGCUGUCGAUCAUAACAUAGUGGGUGUGGCUGUAGGAGUGACCCCGCCUUAUCAACCACAUGUAGUAGCCAAUGGUGAGGGUGAAGGCGAACUGCUAUCAGUUAAAUUGAGACUGGCUGAGGCUUGUGAAAGGAAGAAGACUCGCCCUCUGAUCACAACAUCCAUGUUCAUCCAUGUUGAUUUCUCGCAGGAACGUCGAGUGUAUGAUGACAACAAGUACCAGAUGGACGCACAUUAUGAUACUAAUCGGGCAAGUGAUAGAUGGGAUGGCUCGUACCAGAAAGCACCAGUUUAUACAAUUGAUUCGCAGGUGGAUAAGAAAGAAUUUAGCGAUUCCAAAUUCGGAUCAAAUAAAAUGAAAAAUCGGGAUGAUGAUGGUUUACAUGUGUUAGCAAUUAAAGAUGAUAUUGCCGAAUAUGCGAAAGGAGAUUCUGAGGCAAAGCAAGAACCAUUACGUACUAAAACCCUCCAGGAUGGUCUCACACCACUAGAGAUUGGAAUGUACGUGUUGCUCGCCGUUUUCUGUGUUGCAAUGACAGUGUUUAUGGUAAAUUGUGUUGUAUUUUUUGUGAGAUACAAGCGAAAACAGAAACCAACUAAGGCAGGUAGUACAGAAGCAAUAAAGAAUGCAAACGACUGGGUUUGGAUUGGACGUGCAACUUUAGAAAGAAAUUCUGUUUAUACUCGCUCUUCUCGAACAUUGAUGCCUGAGGAAGACUUUAACGGAAAUGUGAAUUCCACACGACCUUUAAGUGUGGGAAGUAACAGUAGUAGUGGGAGUAGUCAAGCUUCAACUAGCGGCAUUUCUUCAAAUCCUUCAAAUAGCAACAGGAAUAGUGUUGUGUCGACAUACAAAGGGUCAGAAUGUAGUAUUAGAAUAACCACAAACCCAUUAACGGAGGAGGGUGCAAUGGGCGGGGUCCCAGAAGAAACUGUUUCAGAAUGUGGUGUCCCUCAGUGGGAUUACGAAGCAAUGGGCAUGAAUUAUGACCAACUCCUUGCUUAUUUUGACAAUCUAAAGGAGUCUACUGCAUAAUAUUUGAGAGAAAAUUGACUCUUCUAAACAGAUUAAUGUAUAUUGCAAAGAAUGGCAAGUUUUUAAGAAUUAAUGAAAAAACAGUUACAUGCUCUUUGAAAGAGAUGUUUUCGAAAUGAAGGAGAUUUCAAGCAAGGGAGGUAAUAUAGAGAGAGAAUUGACUUCUCAAUCCAGGGACACUGGCUUUGCAUUGAUACACAUUAUAGACAAAUGCAGAUUUUGUGUUUUACAACUGCAUAAUUAUGUAUCAUCAAUUAAGAUACAGACUUUCUUGUUGUUGUUCAAAACCAGUUAUGUGUUUUUCCUGAUACAUAUUUUGGGUAUUUAAUAGUCAUUGUUGGUAAUUGGUAAUUUGUGACUGGUUCACAUUUUUUAUGCUUUAACUGAUUGCUUCUUGCUACCAGUCUGCAUUUUAUCUAAAUUGAUAUUGCAGUUUUGCAAAAAUGUACAGAUUUUUUUUGUUCUGACAUCUUUUUUUUUUCGCUCCUAGGAUCUCAACCUGGUACAGCUUAUAUACAGGUUUUUAUAUUUUGUUUUUAAAGUCACAAGUUUGUUGCCAGUAUGGAAGAUGAUGUUCAAUGGACAUCAUUUGUUCAGUGAAUUCAGUUUUUUGGGCAUUUUAGUUGUAUUGUACAGGUGCUAAAACAGGAUAAAAUAUAUAUGCAGCUUUGUAUGUGAGUUCAGUAAAUACUUGGCCAUAAGUCAAUUUUUUACAUUUGUCAUUUUGAUCAAGAUUGAACUUUAGCUGUAUCACUUGACAAGUCAAAGACACAACAUGCAUUUCAUAGUCAUUAUAAGGUAAUAAAAAAUCAGAAACCAAGUAUAAAAAAAGCCAUUGAAGAGAGGCAAUACUGUGUUUCUACAUGCACUUAUGCCAGUCUCCUUCAGCCAGAGUAAUGUUUAGGAUCAAUUAUUGGUAGAGAACUUAUCAUAUGUAAAUAAGUAUAUGCAACUGGUAUAGUAAGAUAUGCUUAUACUUUUAAUAUGAUGUGAAGUUGAGAUACAAAGCUGCAUAUCUAUUUUAGUAAUAUGCCUCAGUUUUUGCAAUAGAUACUGAGUGAUCCAGACUAAAUUCUUGAUUAAGUUCAGCAUGAGACUUCAGAUUGGAAUUCUAGUGAUAAUGAUUAACCCUUACCCUGCUACAUUUCUGUAAUGAACUUGUCCAUCUAUCAGGUUAGACAGUAACAUUAACUGUUAAAAUGGGUGUUUAUGAAAAAGAUACUGACUGAAUGGCGAGCAGGUAGAUCUUGAUCAGACUGCACAGAUGUGCAGGCUCAUCAAGAUCUACACUGGCUGCAAAGGGAGAAUCAUUCAUGUCCAGCAUGAGAAGGGUUUAGAUCCAAAAUUACCAUGAUAAUACUUACAGGAUGGUUUUUGAUCUUGUUUCGUAUAGCUUUAUAUUUGAAAUUAUCAAAGUUUUCGCAAUUUUUAUUAAAAUCUGAAACAGCAAUUUGAAGGGAAGUAUUAUCUUGAGUAGUGUCAAAGAGAAGUUAAAUUUUAACAAGGGUAGAUAACUAUGCACACAGCAUACACGAGUUAUGUACCCUGUCAAAAAACUUACAUGUUUGCAAGCUUGAAUAUAAACAGUGUUACGUAAUUGUUUAUUAUGCUGCACAUUAUUCUAUUCACAGAUGCAAAUUUACUAAAAAAAUAUUACAUGAAGUCAAAAGCAAGAUACUCAAAAUUAAGAACUAUAUGAUCAAAACAGAUUCACAUAUGCUUCUUGUAUGCUAUUUAACUAAUAAAUGAUUUUUUUAAUGAAAUUUUAAGAUUUUUUUCUCCUUUGUACAUUUUUGUAAAUUUUGUUAUUUAUAAAAGUUUUGUUACUAUCAGUUAGUGAUUUAUAUUUGUAUAUAGCUAUAUUUUAUUGUAAAUAUCCCCACUCAUAUUGUUGUAAAACUAAAUGUGCUAUCUACUUAUAUAUUAAUGUUUGUCAGUUUAUUUGUUGAAAACUUUGUUUUUGUGUAUGAAAUACCUGUUUUGUAUUUAUAGAUGUUUUCCUCAUUCUCGUAUAGGGUGGGG